Messenger RNA from Salvia miltiorrhiza (redroot sage), 2419 nucleotides. RefSeq lists its product as uncharacterized. The transcript is spliced from 12 exons. Lineage: Eukaryota; Viridiplantae; Streptophyta; Magnoliopsida; Lamiales; Lamiaceae. The record is from RefSeq and is a predicted model, not a curated record. Bases 346 to 2379 code for a protein of 677 amino acids.
AGAAUAAGGAAUUAAUCCUUACCAUAGGAUCUGAAUAAAUUAAUGGUCCAGAUUAGCACUAAUUACUAAUUAAUCUACAUUAUUUUUUUUACUGAAUACCUUUAAAAAUUAUAUAUAAAAUCGUUGGGGGUAUGUUAGACAUUUUGUCUAUUCAGAAAACUGUCAUUCCUAAAUUAACUCCAGUAAAUUAGGACAUUUACUUUCACCCCCACUUUCAUCCACCAAACCAUCUUCCCCCCACUUUCGUCUGCCAAACCCUAGAGGCGACGGCGAUUCUAGUAAACCAGACGGCGCUCCAUCUAUAGCAGACGACGCUUCUGUUUUCGCCGGCGAAAAUCGAGGACAAUGACUAAAAAGGGAAAGAAGAUAGCAGAUGUUGGCGAGCCAUCUUCAAGUAAAAGCAGAGUUAAACACAAGAAGACUAAAAGGGUAAAAGCAACUGAAGAAGGUGAAACCUCAAGCAAAACUGAUACAAGGCUUAAGACAAAGACGAGACCUUUAAAAACAGCAAAAAGGAUAAUAACUACAGAGGAGCAGGCAGAGAGAAUUAGGGUGCAAAGACGGAGGAAUUUUAACAAGAACAAAGAUGUUACCUGUAAACGUCGAGGUGAUGUAAAAAGCGAGCUGGAAGGAGCACCUACAAAGUUUCCAUCGCUAAAUACUCGAACAACACCAUCAUCCUUGUUUGAUGAGCUGCCAAAAUUGAAUGAUGCCCAGAGACAAGCCAUUCAGGAUAUUGGAUUUGGAAGUGUAUUGAGUUUGCAGGUGAAAAAGUUGCCUUGCAGACUUGCCUAUUGGAUUUUGGAACAUUUUGAUGAGAACAGAUGUGAGCUGGAGCUUGAAGGAGGAAUCAGGGUUAAAAUCACCGAAGAUGACGUUUAUAGGGUUUAUGGAUUCCCAAAGGGGAGUGAGAUAAUACCGGAUUUUAAUCGUUGUUCAAAUACUGCAUUAUGUGAAGAAUGGGUGGCGUUUUUCGGGCUUGCUAAUCGUGAGAAGAUAAAGAUUGGCCACGUCUUGAGUGAAAUGCUGGACUGUACGACAGGUGGAACAUGGUUCAAGCGCCAUUUUAUGAUAGCAAUGACGCAUUCACUGAUACAAAGUUGUACAAGUGGAACGGUUUAUCCUCACAUCCUGAGGUGUUUGGAGAAUGUGAGAACGCUAAAGAAAUGGAAUUGGGGGGAAUAUGUUCUCAGGAGUCUCGUUGAUCAUAAGCUGUCAUGGGUCGGUGAUGAAGAUAAGGUCUUUUCUGGGCCAACGCUAUUCCUCGUGCUAUUUUACGUUGAUAGAUGUGAGCUGCAUCGAAAGAGAGUGGAAAGAGAGUUCCCUAUUAUAAAGAAUUGGACUAGCGCAGCGUUGAGGAAGCGUCAGGCAACUGAGGAGAAUAUCAGAAAGUUUGGGACUGGUUCAUGGCGUGAACCCAUUGUCCUCCCAGCCGAGUAUGUAGAUAAUGAACAACCCGAUGGAGAUUCCAACGACAAAGAUGAUCGUCUGGGAUCGAGAAUCAUGAAGAUGGCGGUGUCCAUAAGUGCACAACUGGAAGACUUGAGAGACUUGAUAUACAGUGCAUCUGUCGUGGACAAGGAGUCAAGUUACUUUCUUCAAUGCGUGGAUGCGGCAAUUAAGAUUACAGGUGUGAAGGUGGAUAUGGAUGGCCCACGACCAUGGCGUCGCCCUGAGGGUAUGGAGAUUGAUGACGAUCCCUUAUCUUAUUCAGAUGAGCUGCGUGCGUCGGUUGAUGCAGCAUGUGCUAAUGUGCAAAAUGAAAAGGUGAGGGAGAGGGUAUCGACAGAAGGAAUACCUAGUUUCGACCUCGAUAUGGGAACUCAGGACGAGGUUCCUAUUGAGAAAGAUCCCGUCGAACAUGUUCCCAACAAGGAGGGUGCUACUAUGGUCGAGGAUAGCUUUGCCAAGGAAUCUGCAGUGUUUGAAGCUACAAUCUAUAAGGAGCAAUCGAAAGAAUAUGGCAUGGUCGAUGAUAGUGUAGCACACGAAGCAGGGAAUGGUGAACUGAUUGAAGAAAGAGCCCAACAGGAACCAUUAAAAGAAUCUGCCAUGGUCGAGGAUAGUGCAGCACAUGAGACGGGGACUGUUGUACUGGGAAAGUCUGUUGACGGUAUAGAGCAACCGUCCAAAGAAGCAACUGAAGAAGGAUUUAUGGGAAAGGGAGCCAUGGAUGCAGUUCAGAGUAAAGGUGGCUGUGUUGUCAAAAAAGUGGUUGCUAGAAAGGCAGACAUUGGAAAGGUGAAUGAGGUUGCCAAGACUCCACCCCGUAGGUCAACAAGGGUUGGAGGUGCAGCCCGUGGAAAAGGUUCAGACAACAUUGAUAAACAGUUGGAGGUGCUGAAAAAAACAUAUGUUAGGAAAAAUGUGAAGAAGUAGUUCAAUAUGGUUGUAACUUAAUUUAUAUUUUGCGAUAAAC